ACCCGGACCUGCCUCCGCCUCUUCCUCUGGCGGCUCCAUCCUGCCUCCCGUGCCUCGUCCUCCCGCCGCCCCCGCCGCCGCGCCCCCGGUGGCUGCCUUGGCGGACCCGGGAGGGGGCCCGUCCGCCGCCCGCUCGGCUCGGCCCGGCCCGGGAGGCGUGCAUGCCCCGGCUGCCCGCGGCGCUCACCAGCAGCAUGCUCUAUUUCCAGAUGGUGAUCAUGGCAGGGACGGUGAUGCUGGCGUACUACUUCGAAUACACGGACACGUUCACUGUGAACGUGCAGGGCUUCUUCUGCCACGACAGCGCCUACCGCAAGCCCUACCCGGGCCCGGAGGACAGCAGCGCCGUGCCCCCCGUGCUCCUCUACUCGCUGGCCGCCGGGGUCCCCGUGCUCGUGAUAAUAGUUGGAGAAACUGCUGUGUUUUGCCUACAACUGGCCACAAGGGAUUUUGAAAACCAGGAGAAAACUAUUUUAACUGGAGACUGUUGCUAUAUAAACCCACUGGUGAGGAGAACUGUGCGAUUUCUUGGAAUUUAUACGUUUGGACUGUUUGCUACAGACAUCUUUGUAAAUGCUGGACAAGUAGUUACAGGAAAUCUGGCUCCACAUUUUCUCGCCCUGUGUAAACCCAACUACACGGCACUUGGGUGUCAGCAGUAUACGCAGUUCAUCAGUGGGGAAGAGGCCUGCACGGGCAACCCGGAUCUCAUCAUGAGAGCAAGGAAAACAUUUCCAUCCAAAGAAGCGGCUCUCAGUGUCUAUGCAGCUAUGUAUCUGACAAUGUACAUUACCAACACAAUCAAAGCCAAAGGAACAAGACUUGCUAAGCCCGUUCUAUGCCUGGGCUUAAUGUGUUUGGCCUUUCUUACUGGGCUCAACAGAGUAGCAGAAUAUCGAAAUCAUUGGUCUGAUGUGAUAGCAGGCUUUCUGGUUGGAAUAUCUAUAGCAGUAUUUCUGGUCGUGUGUGUGGUAAAUAAUUUCAAAGGAAGACAACCAGAAAAUGAGCAUAUACACACAGAUAAUCUGGCACAGAUGCCAAUGAUCAGCAUUCCUCGAGUAGAAAGUCCUUUGGAAAAGGUAACUUCUGUACAGGAUAGUCUGGCUACAACAUCAAGCAGUAAUGCUGGAUAUUGCCACCACAGCAUCUUCUGGGUAUCAUACUGCUCUUUAGGUGGCUCUGGCAUCACCAGACAUCUCUAUCUCCCUAUGGACACCUGUGCUUCUUCAGCCGAUUACCACCAUUCCCUCCGGGCACCACUUAUUUUCCAGGCACUACAACAGCCUCUGCUAAGGAGUGCCACAUCUUCCAGGAACUAUCUCAUCCACUCGACUUUUCGACUCUUUCCCUGGGGAUUGCCGUCUCAUGAGAGAUCUCAUGCAAAACCAACUGACUAUAACUAUGAGGGUCAAAAUGAUGUCUGUGGUCAGGCAACCAAAGAAAAUAAACUAAUCAGCCCUACAGAGGAAAUACAGGAGAAGUCAACUGCCAUGUCAGAACACUCAACAAGUCUAUUUAGAAAUCCAUUUGGUGAAGAACUGAAGCCUCUCUCCAAUAGCCAGCACCAGCUUGCCAUCUGUGUCUGUGAGUGUCCUUGGGACCUUGGAAACAGCUGCUGCAGCCCAGUGAAAUCUGAAGAUGACUGCAGCACCAGAGGACAUCUGAAACCUUAA
Molecule: messenger RNA, 1673 nt
Organism: Mesoplodon densirostris (Blainville's beaked whale)
Lineage: Eukaryota; Metazoa; Chordata; Mammalia; Artiodactyla; Ziphiidae
Gene: PLPPR5
Product: phospholipid phosphatase related 5
Exons: 8
Coding region: 162-1673 (503 amino acids)
Biological process (GO): phospholipid metabolic process; signal transduction; phospholipid dephosphorylation
Molecular function (GO): phosphatidate phosphatase activity
Source: RefSeq, a predicted model, not a curated record